This is a messenger RNA of Trichobilharzia regenti, 1502 nucleotides long. Lineage: Eukaryota; Metazoa; Platyhelminthes; Trematoda; Strigeidida; Schistosomatidae. The record is from the annotation of a GenBank genome assembly.
UGAUGUUGCAUUGCAACGUCACUAGUUUCGGCGCGCUUAGAGGGUAUUUCAGAGUUUACGCUACGCGAUGACGUUGUGCUUCAAGCUUCUCUUGUGGGCAUACCUCGUGGUUUUGGCAGCUUCUGACAGUGCAGACAAUGUCAGACUUGCAGUCUCAAAAGAAAUACUAAAUGAAUUCAUUUUCGAAGAGAAGGAGAUGACUAUCUUGUAUACAAUUUACAACUUCCACGAGUCGCGACCUGCAAGAGACGUUGAACUGUUUGACGUUUUUUCUGAGACUGAGUUCACACAAAUUCACGGAAGCCCUUCCGCUCGUUGGUCCAUAAUACCUGCUGCAUCAAAUGUCACACAUGCCUUGGUCCUCGUGCCACAAAUAAGUGGUGUUCACAACUUUUCCAGUGCUACAGUCACUUACAAGUCCAAUGACCUACAAGGAAAUGUUCUGUUGCACACUUCUGCGCCUGGUCUAAUUACGAUCCACAAAGUGAAAGAGUACAACAAGCGUUUCGCUUCUCAUACGCUCGUCCCUAAUUUCAACAAAGAAGCCUGAACAUAACGCACGUAAAAGAAUGAAAUGCCACUAAACAACCGGUUGCAGUCCUAUGCAGUUGGCAGUGAGCCAUACCUAUUGUGUGAGGAUUAGUGAUACUACAUGGCUGCCAAGACCUCAGUCACCCAUUGGUUGGAAGUCGAGCACCUCGGCUGAUAAGCUACAACUCCAUUAACUCAUAAACUCUUAUGUAGAAGAUUAAUUUGUAUUUAAGACUCAUAUAGAUUAUUUGUUAAGACUUACAUAUUCGAAUCUCUCCUGUCUUGCACUUUUCAUCUAAUUACACACUGCUCUAAAUUUCCACAUUGCUCUAGUACAUACAUCCAUAUUUCUAUUCACAAAGUUUUGAGGCAGUUGCAGUUUGAGUAUUUUUAGUCCAUAGCAAUGUAGCUGGUUAGCUUGUACAAUUAACCGAAAAAGUGAAUUUCGGAUUGUAACUUUGAUCAAAUUUUGAUAGUUUUAUCAGCCAAAAAUAUAUAACUAGUCGUUUCUUAUCAGGUGUCAUUCGGACUUAAUUGAUUGACACUACUAACCUGUCAUAUAUGUGUAAGACCAAGUGAUGCUCAAGGAAUGUAAAAAGAUUAAAGUAGUAUGGCGUAGUAUAUUUAACCAAAAUAAACCUUUAUAAUCCAAGUGUGAAAUGAAGAUGGCAUUUAAUGCUUUCUUCAAAGCAACAAUUAAUAUUAAAGAUAUUAGAAAAAUUGGCUGUAAAUCAAGUUUAUACCAAGUUUAUUUACUGGUUUAGACUUCCGGAAAGCGUCGCUUGAGAUUGGUAAUCUAGCAUUCGGAAAUGUUAAGUAAUGAAACAGCAGUUUGUAAGAAAACGGUUUGUAGAACUUUCUCGGCUAGAUUGUCUCAUUUAAAAGGUGACUCAUCAACAUAAGUUUGUUGUUUUUCAAGUUGCGAGUAUUCUACUUUUUCAGAUUCUCAGGUCAUAGACUUUAAAAGGAUG